AUGUGGGGCCUGGUGAGGCUCCUGCUGGCCUGGCUGGGUGGCUGGGGCUGCAUGGGGCGUCUCGCAGCCCCAGUCCGGGCCUGGGCAGGGUCCCGGGGGCACCCAGGGCCUUCAUUGCUGCGGACCCGAAGGAGCUGGGUCUGGAACCAGUUCUUUGUCAUUGAGGAAUAUGCUGGUCCGGAGCCCGUCCUCAUUGGCAAGCUGCACUCAGAUGUUGACCGGGGCGAGGGCCGCACCAAGUACCUGUUGACUGGGGAGGGGGCAGGCACCGUAUUUGUGAUCGACGAAGCCACAGGCAACAUCCAUGUCACCAAGAGCCUGGAUCGGGAGGAGAAGGCACAAUAUGUACUACUGGCCCAAGCUGUGGAUCGAGCCUCCAACCGGCCCCUGGAGCCCCCAUCAGAGUUCAUCAUCAAAGUGCAAGACAUCAAUGACAAUCCACCCAUCUUCCCCCUUGGGCCUUACCACGCCACAGUGCCCGAGAUGUCCAACGUCGGGACUUCAGUGAUCCAGGUGACUGCUCAUGAUGCUGAUGACCCCAGCUAUGGGAACAGCGCUAAGCUGGUGUACACCGUGCUGGAUGGACUGCCUUUCUUCUCUGUGGACCCCCAGACUGGAGUGGUGCGUACAGCCAUCCCCAACAUGGACCGGGAGACACAGGAGGAGUUCUUGGUGGUGAUCCAGGCCAAGGACAUGGGUGGCCACAUGGGGGGGCUGUCGGGCAGCACUACAGUGACUGUCACCCUCAGCGAUGUCAAUGACAACCCUCCCAAGUUUCCUCAGAGCCUGUACCAGUUCUCUGUGGUGGAGACAGCUGGGCCUGGCACCCUGGUGGGUCGGCUCCGGGCCCAUGACCCAGACCUAGGGGACAACGCCCUCAUGGCAUACAGCAUCCUGGACGGGGAGGGGUCCGAGGCCUUCAGCAUCAGCACAGACUCCCAGGGUCGAGAUGGGCUCCUCACUGUCCGCAAGCCCCUAGAUUUCGAGACCUGUCGUUCCUACUCCUUCCGUGUAGAGGCCACCAACACGCUCAUUGACCCAGCCUACCUGCGGCGAGGGCCCUUCAAGGAUGUGGCCUCGGUGCGUGUGGCUGUGCAGGAUGCCCCAGAGCCACCUGCCUUCACCCAGGCUGCCUACCACCUGGCAGUGCUAGAGAACAAGGCUCCUGGGACCCUCGUGGGCCAGAUCUCAGCUGCUGACCUGGAUUCCCCAGCCAGCAUAAUCAGAUAUUCCAUCCUCCCCCACUCGGACCCAGAGCAUUGCUUCUCUAUCGAGCCCGAAGAUGGCACCAUCCGCACAUCAGUGCCCCUGGACCGUGAGGCUCGUGUCUGGCACAACCUCACAGUGCUGGCCACAGAGCUUGACAGCUCCGCACAGGCCUCCCGCGUGCAAGUGGCCAUCCAGACCCUAGAUGAGAAUGACAAUGCUCCCCAGUUGGCUGAGCCCUACGACACCUUUGUGUGUGAUUCUGCAGCCCCUGGCCAGCUGAUUCAGGUCAUCCGAGCCCUGGACAGAGACGAAGUUGGCAACAGUAGCCGUGUCUCACUUCAAGGUCCUCUGGGCCCUGAUGCCAACUUUACUGUGCAGGACAACCAAGAUGGCUCUGCCAGCCUGCUGCUGCCUUCCCGUCCUGCUCUGCCCCGCCAGGCCCCCUACCUGGUUCCCAUAGAACUGUGGGAUUGGGGGCAGCCAGCACUGAGCAGCACUGCCACAGUGACUGUCAGCGUGUGCCGCUGCCGGCCUGAUGGCUCUGUGGCCUCCUGCCGGCCCGAGGCUCAGCUCUCACCGACUGGGCUCAGCACUGGUGCCGUGCUCGCCAUCGUCACCUGUGUGGGCACCCUUCUUGCCCUGGUGGUGCUCUUCGUGGCCCUGCGGCGGCAGAAGCAGGAAGCACUGAUGGUACUGGAGGAGGAGGACGUCCGCGAGAAUAUCAUCACCUAUGACGACGAGGGCGGCGGCGAGGAGGACACGGAGGCCUUCGACAUCACUGCCCUGCAGAACCCAGAUGGGGCGGCCCCGCCGGCUCCCGGCCCACCCGCGCGCCGCGACGUGCUGCCCCGGGCCCGGGCCCCGCGCCAGCCCAGGCCCCCGGGACCCGCUGACGUGGCCCAGCUGCUGGCACUGCGGCUCCGCGAGGCGGACGAGGACCCCAGCGUGCCCCCGUACGACUCCGUGCAGGUGUACGGCUACGAGGGCCGGGGCUCCUCCUGCGGCUCUCUCAGCUCCCUGGGCUCCGGCAGCGAGGCCGGCGGCGCCCCCGGCCCCGCGGAGCCGCUGGACGACUGGGGUCCGCUCUUCCGCACCCUGGCUGAGCUGUACGGGGCCAAGGAACCCCCGGCUCCCUGA
Messenger RNA from Cynocephalus volans (Philippine flying lemur), 2346 nucleotides. RefSeq names its product cadherin 24 (gene CDH24). The transcript has 11 exons. Gene Ontology annotation, biological process: cell-cell junction assembly; calcium-dependent cell-cell adhesion; adherens junction organization. Gene Ontology annotation, molecular function: calcium ion binding; cadherin binding. Lineage: Eukaryota; Metazoa; Chordata; Mammalia; Dermoptera; Cynocephalidae. Bases 1 to 2346 code for a protein of 781 amino acids. Gene Ontology annotation, cellular component: plasma membrane; adherens junction; catenin complex. The record is from RefSeq and is a predicted model, not a curated record.